AGACAGCUAUAUAUUGGGCAUCUGGUUGGACAACAUAUAGUUGUCAGGAUUUUCUGGUAGGAUAAAUUUGCUGCUUAGAUUCUUUCCAUCAUUUGAUAAGAUGUUGGCAAAUAACAGUACAAUCGCCUUAACAUCAAUUAAAAUUUCUUUGACAUUUUUAAUGUCUUUACUAGCUAUUGCUAUAAUGUUAGGCAAUGUCGUGGUCAUUUUAGCUUUUAUUGUGGACAGAAAUCUUAGACAUCGAAGUAAUUACUUUUUUCUUAACUUGGCCAUUGCAGACUUCUUUGUGGGUGCAAUUGCAAUUCCUCUGUACAUACCUUCCUCGCUGACUUACUGGACUUCUGGAAAGCAAGCUUGUGUAUUUUGGCUCAUUACUGACUAUCUUUUAUGUACAGCAUCUGUGUAUAAUAUUGUCCUCAUCAGCUACGAUCGCUACCAGUCAGUCUCAAAUGCCGUGUGGUAUAGAGCUCAGCACUCUGGCACCUGGAAAAUUGCUACUCAGAUGGUGGCUGUUUGGAUAUUCUCCUUCAUGACAAAUGGGCCGAUGAUUCUGAUUUCAGACUCUUGGCAGAAUAGCACUACAGAAUGUGAACCUGGAUUUUUAAAAAAGUGGUACUUUGCUCUCCCUACAUCAUUAUUGGAAUUCCUGAUCCCCAUCUUGUUAGUUGCUUAUUUCAGCGCCCAUAUUUACUGGAGCCUGUGGAAGCGAGAGAAACUGAGCAGGUGCCUCAGCCACCCUGUACUCCCCUCUGACUCUUCCAGCAGUGACCACGGACACUCCUGCAGACAGGACCCCGAUUCAAGGGCGACUCUGCCAGCACGGAAAGAAACAACUGCCUCUCUUGGUUCAGACAAGUCACGGAGAAAGAGCAGUCUCUUGUUUUCCAUAAGAGCCUACAAGAACAGCAAUGUGAUCGCUUCCAAAAUGGGCUUCCUCUCCCACUCAGAUUCCCUGGCUCUUCAGCAAAGGGAACAUAUCGAACUUUUCAGAGCCAGGAAAUUAGCCAAGUCACUGGCCAUACUCUUAGCAGCUUUUGCCAUUUGCUGGGCUCCAUAUUCACUGACUACAGUUAUCUACUCAUUUUUUCCUGAAAGGAACUUGACUAAAUCAACCUGGUACCAUACUGCCUUUUGGCUCCAGUGGUUCAAUUCCUUUGUUAAUCCCUUUUUGUAUCCAUUGUGUCACAAACGUUUUCAGAAGGCUUUCCUGAAAAUACUUCCUGUGAGAAGGCAAUCCACGCCACCACACAACCGCUCAAUAUCCACUUGAAGAUAAUGUUCGUGUUUCUGUAAAACUUUAGUCAUAAGCUCUCCAAAAAGAGUGAUCUGAUUUGCAUUUUGCCCUUUCCACUUUACCAAAAAUUCAUAAAGCUGUAAUACUUGACAAUUUAAAAAAAUAUAGACAUGCAAGUCAGUGGAAAAUGAAUAAAGUUUACUGAUAAUAUUUUUGU
This is a messenger RNA of Cavia porcellus (domestic guinea pig), 1451 nucleotides long. RefSeq names its product histamine receptor H4 (gene Hrh4). Gene Ontology annotation, cellular component: dendrite; synapse; plasma membrane. Gene Ontology annotation, biological process: chemical synaptic transmission; positive regulation of cytosolic calcium ion concentration; G protein-coupled receptor signaling pathway, coupled to cyclic nucleotide second messenger. Lineage: Eukaryota; Metazoa; Chordata; Mammalia; Rodentia; Caviidae. Bases 101 to 1270 code for a protein of 389 amino acids. Gene Ontology annotation, molecular function: G protein-coupled serotonin receptor activity; histamine receptor activity; G protein-coupled acetylcholine receptor activity. The record is from RefSeq and is marked provisional. The transcript is spliced from 3 exons.